CGGUCGGGUUCGGUCCGGUUCGGUCGGGUCGCGUGUCCUCACAUCGCGAUCGCGGACGACAUUCGACUUCAUCGUCCGCUUUUACACCGGUACUUUUUUACACUGCGGUGUGGGGAUCCCUUAAGGAAUGAGCGAGCCGAAGCGAAUCAUGUGUGUGUCCAGGUGCUCCGCGCUCACCUGAGGCUCAGCGCCAACCUGCUGCUGUCUCUUCGUCCGUCCGUGUGUGUGUGUGUGUGUGUGUGUGUGUGUGUGUGUGCGCGCGCGUGUGCCGCCUCCAGUUUUACUCGCUGCAACCUGAAAAGUUGUGCAAAUGCACAAUCAGUCGUCCUCUUGAUACGCGGCAUGUCAGGAUGACUCUCCCUCUGCGCUCAUCGUGCCGUGGAGAUGUCGCGCGCUAACGCUCGCGCUCCGACGCCGGGCACGCGCUCCGUCCCCGUGUGUGAAAGGUGGACGCGGACUUUCUGAGCGCGGCGCUGCACCGGAUCCAGCUCUGCCAAACAGCUGGACAGAUGGGGUGCAGUUGCUGUAGGAUGAUAAAAAGCUACAUCUAUGAUCCGUCCGUGUCUGAGGAUGUUCCCGGACAGAAGACGGACUCCAGCACAAACUCCCUGUACCAGCGCAAACCCUUGGAAGUGGACAGGGACCAGAAGGCGCGAGGCUAUCAGAACUUUGGUUACAGCAGCAAGAGCUCAGAGGGGCUGAAAAGGGGUGUGGAGAAGCUGGAGAUUGACAACAAUGAGAUCAACCGCCUGCACGCGGCACUGCCCCCCCAGGAGCAGGGCGGUGAUGUUCAGGUGGGCACCGGAGGGUGGAGUCCCUACAUCAUUGAGCCCGAAGACUCUAGCCAGAGGUGCACGGUGCCAAAGUGCGUGGGUCCUGGAAACAGUCCGCUUCUGGACCGCGAAGGCCUCUGCUGCUGCUCACCUGGCAAGCUCCCCACGUGGCAGGAGGACAGGCAGCCCCCCCACGGGAAUCCCCACGAACGAGGUGACGUGUGGGAAGGCCUUCCGGGCGACAGGGGUACGCUGGAUGGAGGCUUUGGCUACACCGGUCUGACGGAAACGGGCUACGCCAGCACCGCCAGCCUCUCCACCACCGACACCAGAGUGAGCCACCUGGACGGGGAGGAUGACGCGGCAUCUACCGGUGUCGCCACAGAGGGCAGGAGCUCCGAGGAGGUGGCGUUGGAAGUGGAGGAGGGAGGCGAUGACGCCGGAAGCAUCACGGAUUCGGACGUGGCCGAGGCGCUGGCGGCUCUGGACGCCGCGACCGCGGGCGAAGAUUUUGAGUGACAGCCUCUGGCCGCAAGGGACGGGAGAUUACCCAGAAUGCCAGCUGGCUUCAUUACUUGUGUCCAUGACACAGAUACUGUGCAUAGCCUUACGGAAGAAGGACGGAAGUGAUGUCAAUACGGUAGAGCUUGAAGUCCGGUGUGCAGGGAAUCUGUUCUAAUGAAUGUCAACAUGUACAGCUCUUAUUACCCACUGAAUUCAGUCUGUGGGUGAAAGUUUUUAUCAUUCCCACGACAAUAUAUGGAGACACGUUGGUGUUUUUUUAAGUACAGUUUUUUGACAUUGCUGCAAGUUUGCGUUCGAGUUUAAAAUGACAUUUUAAGGUUAUGAGGGGGUUGCGCACGUUUUGGAGAACUCCGCUCAAGUGCGUUCUUCCUUUAUUACCCAAGAAAACUUCGCUUUGUAUUUUCGAAGACCUCUCCCCUGGACUCGGAAGGAUCGUCUUAAGAAUGAUCUGAAGGGCUGUUUACAAAAUAUUUCUUGUUUUGGUUGCAAAUCACUGCUUCUGGGUCAGACGGGUGAUAAAAUAGGGGUGGAAAAGCAAGUGAAAAAAGUGGUGCGAAAGGGAGAACAGGCCCACAGCCAUACAAUGUGAAUCUUCUGUUAUAUUGCUUAGAUUUUUUUAUUCCUCAUGGUAAUUUGGGCUUUUGGAAUACUGUGACAUAUCUUCUUAAUGCAUAGGGAGAAUCCUGCACAAAACACCUGUUUUUGUAUCUGCCUCAACAACAGCAUCGUACGGUUUCGCAGCUGUACUGCUCAGAUAUUUAUACCGCCUUAAAAUGUUGUCUCGUCAUCCUGGAUCAGCGUGUAUUUCUGCGUAAAUGACUCAACUCGAUUCCGCAUGUGGAUGAAUGGUGCAAAACUCGCAGGUUCAGCCGCAGCUUUAGCGUCAGCGUGUGCGUGUGUGAGUGUGAGAAAGACGCAGGCUGUGCGAGGGGCCCCCAAUGGCUCUGGAAGUGCCCUAAAGCUACAGAAUUUGUGAACGUUGGACAUGUUACAUUUCGUUGUAUGAUUUUACUCAGAGGAAGAAAGUGCAGAAAUUUGUGUAUCAUCUAUGCAGUAUGUGUAACAAUGUGUGUGUUUGCAGCAGAGUACUGUAUACACACACACGCACGCACGCACACAUUCUGAGUCUUCCUGUGUCCACAUUCUCAUCAAUUUGUCACUUCCUGUCCGCCCAGUAACUACUGACUGGUUCACCAAGAAGAUCUACCGUCUUCCCUGGCGACUCCUGGAAAUUUCCUGUUUCAUUAUUGUGCAUUUUCUCACCGCCUCCUUAAGCCCAAAGAGAUACCAGCAGACUAGGAGAGACCAAGUGCUGAGAGUAUCUACCA
Messenger RNA from Scleropages formosus (Asian bonytongue), 2626 nucleotides. RefSeq lists its product as uncharacterized. The record is from RefSeq and is a predicted model, not a curated record. The coding region runs from base 510 to 1292 and encodes 260 amino acids. The transcript has 3 exons. Lineage: Eukaryota; Metazoa; Chordata; Actinopteri; Osteoglossiformes; Osteoglossidae.